Messenger RNA from Dictyostelium purpureum, 411 nucleotides. It is a transcript of the gene racB, whose product is annotated as racB, RHO family GTPase. The record is from RefSeq and is a predicted model, not a curated record. Gene Ontology annotation, cellular component: plasma membrane; cytoskeleton; cell projection. The transcript has a single exon. Gene Ontology annotation, molecular function: GTP binding; GTPase activity; protein kinase binding. NCBI's taxonomy places the organism in Eukaryota, Evosea, Eumycetozoa, Dictyosteliales, Dictyosteliaceae. The annotation marks the transcript as partial. Gene Ontology annotation, biological process: cortical cytoskeleton organization; actin filament organization; establishment or maintenance of cell polarity.
GGUCAAGAAGAUUACGAUAGACUUCGUCCAUUAUCAUACCCACAAACUGAUGUUUUCUUAAUUUGUUUUGCUAUUAUCAGUCAAACUUCAUAUACAAACGUUAAAUCUAAAUGGUGGCCAGAAGUUACUCACCAUUGCCCAAAUUGUACAAUUAUACUUGUUGGCACUAAAUGUGAUCUUAGAGAAGAUAAAGAAAGCUUAGAAAAACUCAGAGAAAAACAUCAACAACCACUUACUUUCCAACAAGGUGAACAAAUGGCAAAAGAAAUUAAAGCUUUCUGUUAUAUGGAAUGCUCUGCUCUUACUCAAAAAGGCCUUAAACAAGUUUUCGAUGAAGCAAUUAAAGCUGUCAUUUUCCCAGACAGAGAUAAGGGUACAAGCAAAAAGAACUCAAAAUGUUCAAUUUUAUAA